AUGACAGGUUCACAGGGCCCUAAAAUUCUCCUCCUCACGAAUAGCGAAUUCGGUGAAGCCAAUGUUUUUCUGGCAACCUCGCAUGCCAUAUUGCAAGCUGACCCAACUGUCGAGCUCCAUUUUGCCACUUUCGGUGGUCUAAGGGAAUCAGUCGCAAUGGUAUCCCAAAAGAUUCAAGCCACUAUCCCUGAAACAAAACCGAUAGUUUUCCAUAAGAUCCAUGGCUUGACCAUGUCUGAGAGUCUCCGAAAUGCACAUCCGUUUCCGGCUUCCUUCCUGGCGCCGCCUGGGUUUUUAAACACCAUCCGAGCCAUCCGAGACACGGUCCAAAUCUUUGUGCCUUACAGCGGGCCGCAGCUAGUUCAGAUUUUCCUCUCCAUUGUUGGAAUUAUCAACACCGUGAACGCCGACUUGAUCGUGGUGAACAGCUUAAUGACAACAGGGCUGACUGCUUGCUGCCACUUGGGUGUUAAAUUUGCCUGCCUGAGUCCCAACUCCAUAAAAGAUUUUGCAGCAUCAAAGCAGCCCUGGGCAGCUGCACUUUGGAAGUUCCCUGCACUAGAUGCCGAAAAAUACCUGAUGGUGCACACUGGUGCACAUCUCCGUACACCCGUGGACCUCCUUCACAACCGACUGGCACAUCUGAAAAUCCUUGUUAGCACGCUUCCUGAACUCGACUUUCCCCUCAUCAUCCCCGAGAAUAUAAUCCCUUGUGGGCCAAUUCUCAAACCCCAUCAGUGCGUUUCCGGCUCGGACUUGGAACUGGGAAACUGGCUGGCUCUUGGAUCAACCAUAUACGUGAACCUCGGUUCUAUCUGCCAACUCACUGCAAGUCGGGCUAUUGAACUUGCAUUCGCACUGAAGACAACCCUGGAGGUGCUGAGAGUGCAGGCAAAUUCUUCUCGAUUUCAAGUUUUGUGGAAGCUCAAGUUGGUGGAAGAUGAUAGCAUGCCCGAUUCGGACGAUAACAUUGAAGCUGUUCUUGGUGAUUUCAUUCAAGAUGAUCUGGUGAGAAUUGCUGCUUGGAUUGAAGUUGAGCCGAGUUCAAUCCUUCAGUCAGGCCACAUCGCGUGCUCGGUACAUCAUGGAGGCGCAAACUCAUAUAACGAGGCUAUCAAGGCCGGGGUUCCCCAGGUAGUCCUACCACAAUGGACCGACUGUUACGACUAUGCGCAGCGAGUUGAAUUGCUCGGGAUCGGUCGCCUAGGGAGUAGGAAGGCCAAGCCGCAUUGGUCGGCAGAUGAGCUCUCCAAGGCGCUUUUGGAUGUCUUGAUCAGUGAAAGUUCAGCUGCUAUAAAAGAUAAAGCCAUUGGACUAGCGAACCUCUGCGAUGAAAAAGGAAACGGCGCAGAUGUUGCGGCUCGUGUUCUCUUGGAUGAGUGUCGCAACACCGUACCUUUGGGUUCUGGAACGGACAAAUGCAGCGCGUUGGCGAGAACUGGCACUACGCGUUCUGCGUCAGGGAAGAUUAUUUAG
This is a messenger RNA of Aspergillus viridinutans, 1476 nucleotides long. RefSeq lists its product as uncharacterized. Lineage: Eukaryota; Fungi; Ascomycota; Eurotiomycetes; Eurotiales; Aspergillaceae. The record is from RefSeq and is a predicted model, not a curated record. The transcript has 3 exons. Bases 1 to 1476 code for a protein of 491 amino acids.